CGCAAACUUCUGGACAACGUUUGGGGGGAAGUUCCCCCGAAACAGACAACGGCUGUGAUGGGUCCUUCUGGAGCUGGAAAGACAUCAUUACUCAAUAUCCUUGCUGGUCGCGCUCGCACUCAUGGUCAAAUUUCUAUCGGAAAAGAUAUUCGUCUCAACAACUACAGUGUGGACCCCACAAAAAUGAAGGUUCGUCAAAUGAUUGCAUUUGUCGCUCAAGAUGAUAGCUUGCAGGAGACAGCUACACCUCGCGAAGCAAUUCGUUUUUCAGCCAAGCUAAGGCUGCCUCGAGCUACCACAGAAUCUCAAUUGGAUAAGCUGACGAUCCGAAUGCUGAGUGAACUUGGUUUGACGGCUUGCGCCGAUGCAAUGAUUGGAGGUAGACUACUAAAGGGUGUUUCAGGCGGUGAACGCAAGCGAACUUCGGUUGGUGUGGAACUUGUGGUCAAGCCAGCGCUAGUCUUUCUGGACGAACCAACGAGUGGAUUGGACUCAUUCAGCGCGGUGCAGCUCUGUCAGGUCUUGAAGAAAGUAGCGAAUGCUGGAGCCAGCGUGCUGUUUACAAUCCACCAGCCGUCAUCUGUCAUCUUCAGUUCCUUUGAUCAUUUGCUAGUGAUGAACAAAGGCCGUCUCAUGUACACUGGGUCGGUCCAGGAUGUUCCGUCCUAUUUCGCGAAUCGUGGUCAUCCCAACCCGCCAAACUACAAUCCUGCUGACUUCAUUAUGGAUGUGGCGCAGUCAAUUCCCGUGGAGCAGCUCACUAGAGAGGGCUUUUUUCCUGCUGAUGAACGCAAAAUGGCUGAUCCGUUUGAACCAGAAGAAGGACAGGAUGCGCUCGGGAUAACUGUGACCCGACACACAUAUCGAGGUGUGGACAUGUACGACGGUUCACCACCAGGGCUUCUGACUGAGAUCAGACUGCUUUUCCAGAGGGAGGUAAACAAUCUCAAACGUGAUACAUCAGCUCUGAAAGCGCGCUUUAGCCUUAGUCUCGUUGUUGGGCUAAUUGUGGGAGUGAUCUUUUGGAAGGUUGGCGAGACGGAUAGUUCCGUUUCUACAAACCUGCAAUCUCACUUCGGUGCAGUCAUUCUUGUUUCUUUAAUGAGCAUGUUCGAAACCGCACAGCCCGCAUUAUUCGCAUUUCCUGCCGAGCGCCCUGUCUUUCUCCGUGAAUACAGCACGAAUCACUAUUCGGCAGCUUCUUACUUUCUGUCUCAUUCCGUAUUGGCUCAUCAAAUCUCACUACUUUUUCUUCCGGAGCAGUGUAUUAUCACAUACUUCAUGAUUGACUUCCAAUUGAACUUUGGUAUGCUUUUUGCCGUUCUAUACGUAUUGGCCAUGGCCAGCACGGCACUGGCUGUUCUUUUGGGAUGUUCUGUGGAAGACCCGAAAGUAGCACAGGAAAUGCUUUCCAUCAUCUUUGUUCCUCAGAUGCUAUUUUCCGGAUUCUUUGUGACCAUCGAACUCAUUCCAGCUUGGUUGCGUUGGCUCCGGUACAUUUUCCCGUUGACAUACGCUAUCCGUAUUAUCUUGGUGGAAGAAUUU
Phaeodactylum tricornutum CCAP 1055/1 is the source of this 1545-nucleotide messenger RNA. RefSeq lists its product with no specific name. Gene Ontology annotation, cellular component: membrane. NCBI's taxonomy places the organism in Eukaryota, Bacillariophyta, Bacillariophyceae, Surirellales, Neidiaceae. The record is from RefSeq and is a predicted model, not a curated record. Gene Ontology annotation, molecular function: ABC-type transporter activity; ATP hydrolysis activity; ATP binding. The transcript is spliced from 2 exons. The annotation marks the transcript as partial.